Cryptomeria japonica (Japanese cedar) is the source of this 3462-nucleotide messenger RNA. Its product is annotated as putative leucine-rich repeat receptor-like serine/threonine-protein kinase At2g24130. Gene Ontology annotation, biological process: protein phosphorylation. The coding region runs from base 1909 to 3090 and encodes 393 amino acids. Gene Ontology annotation, molecular function: ATP binding; protein kinase activity. NCBI's taxonomy places the organism in Eukaryota, Viridiplantae, Streptophyta, Pinopsida, Cupressales, Cupressaceae. The record is from RefSeq and is a predicted model, not a curated record. The transcript is spliced from 2 exons.
ACACAUAAUUUGAUCUAGGCUAAAGACCCAAAUACAGAUGAAGAUGAAGAUGGUUUGUCUCCUACUCCUCUUUCUAUUUGCAUUUCCUGUCUCACAUUCUUCUCCUUCUUCCCAUUCUGAUGAAGAUGCUCUUUUGGCUUUUAAGACUUCUCUCUCUCUUGACUCUCACAAUAGUUUACAUGAUUGGUCUUCCAAUUCUUCUUUUUGCAAUUGGACUGGUGUUGUUUGCUCUUCUCGUCAUCAACGUGUGGUUUCCUUGAAUCUCACAGGUAUGUCUUUAGUGGGCACCAUCUCUCCUUUCCUUGGCAAUCUCUCUUUUCUUAGAGUACUUGCUCUUUGGAAUAACAGCUUCUAUGGCCAAAUUCCGACUCAGCUGGGAAGGCUUUUUCGUCUUCAAAUACUUAGAUUGUCUAAAAAUGAAUUAGAAGGCUUCAUUCCCUCUACUUUGGCUGACUGUCGUUCUUUACAACGUCUCAGUCUAUCCUACAACAAUCUGAAUGGGAACAUUCCAUCUGAGCUGGGCCUCCUUUCACAUUUAGAAAUCAUUUUUUUAGGAGAAAACUACUUAUCUGGACCGAUUCCUAGUGAAUUUGGUAUGCUCACUAAACUCAAAGAACUUUGGCUUGGUGAAAACAACUUGUUAGGAGUGAUCCCCACUACCCUUUCCAAUUGCACUCACCUCCAAGUUUUGAUAUUAUAUGCUAAUCAAUUAAUUGGUCACAUCCCCUAUGAAUUUGGCAAACUAUCGGAGUUACAAGUAUUGCUUUUAUGGGAAAACCAGCUCACUGGAGAAAUCCCAACUUCCCUCUCCAAUUGUACUCAACUUCAACGAAUUGAAUUAGAUGACAACCAACUAAAUGGCUUACUGCAAUUGGAGUUUGGAAAAUUGUUCCAACUUCAAAGGAUUUCGAUUUCGGGAAAUAAUCUCAAGAGCAAAAACAAUGAGUUGUCUUUUCUAACAUCCAUGACUAAUUGCUCCUCUUUACAACAUCUAGAUUUGUCUUUUAAUUAUCUCAUUGGGAUUUUGCCUUCUUCUGUUAACCAACUAUCAAGCAAACUAUAUUACAUGAAUUUGAAUCACAAUGAAAUUGGGGGAAACAUACCAAGUGGCAUUGAAAAUCUUACAAAUUUGGGAGUCUUAGACUUAUCCGAUAAUCAUUUCAAUGGGACUAUUCCAUCCACUCUCGGUCAACUUUUGAAUCUUGAAAGAUUGUAUUUGGACAAAAAUAAGUUAUGUGGAGGAAUACCAGCAAGUUUAGGUCGUGCAAAAAGGCUUGGAUUGGUAUCAUUGAGUGAAAACAUGAUUUCAGGUCAAAUUCCAGAUGCUCUUGGCAAUCUUCCACAAUUGAGGGAUUUUAUUCUUCAUCACAAUCAACUUUCAGGGAAACUGCCAGCUAGUUUAGGGAGAUGUAUCACUUUGGAAAAGGUGGACUUAUCUUACAACAGACUACAAGGAACCAUACCUCUUGAUUGGGCAAAUCUUGUGAAUCUCCAAUUCUAUUUCAAUGUUUCUAGCAAUUUAUUACAAGGUUCUAUUUUAAUAAUGAAUAAAAUGGCAAUGGUCCAAGCUAUAGAUGUGUCUCUCAACAACUUUUCAGGUGAAAUUCCAGUUGCAUUGUCAAGUUGCACAAACUUGCAAUAUUUGAAUCUUUCAUGGAAUUCAUUUUAUAGUUCAAUACCAACAUCACUCACAAAUCUAAAAAAUCUUGAAGUAAUUGAUCUCUCUAGAAAUAAUUUGUCUGGUGCAAUCCCAAAGACUUUCCAAGAAAUGAAAAUGCUUCAUCAUAUUAAUCUCUCUUCAAACAAAUUAAUAGGAGAGGUUCCAAAGGGAGGGGUUUUUGCAAUGAUUGAUGAAUCAGCAGUUUCAGGAAAUGUUGGCCUUUGUGGAAAGUGGAUUAAUCUUCCACCAUGCAUGGAUUCCAAGCAUGGACAAUUCUCAACCUCCAAAAGGUGAUAGUGCCAAUUAUGGUUGGCAUUGCAAUAUUUAUUAUGUCUUCUAUACUAUUUUUUAUUUUCUAUAGAAGGAGACAUAGUUAUCAAAAUACCCUUGACUUCAACAUUGGGCCUGAAAAAAUUUCAUAUGAAGAACUUGCAGAUGCAACUGGUGGGUUUAGCCAAACUAAUCAGCUAGGGGUUGGUAGUUUUGGAUCUGUUUAUAGAGGGGUUCUCAACAAUAGUACACAUAUUGUUGUUAAAGUUUUCAAUUUCCAAGAUGAAAAUGAUGUCCAAAGUUUUCAAAGAGAAUGCAAUGUGUUAAAAAGAGUUAGGCAUCGCAAUGUGAUCAAAAUCAUUUCAGCUUAUUGUAACCCUGAUUUUAAAGCAUUGGUUCUUCCAUUCAUGUCAAAUGGAAGUUUGGAGAAGUGGCUAUAUCCUGAGGGAGAAGAUGAAAUCAAAUUAAGUUUGGUUGACCAAUUAAAAAUAACAAAGGAAAUAGCACAAGGAAUGGAAUAUCUACACCAUUAUUGCUUUGUGCAAGUCAUUCAUUGUGACCUAAAACCUAAUAAUGUGUUGUUAGGCGAUGAUAUGACUCCAUAUAUAGCAGACUUUGGCAUUGCAAGACUUUUUUUUGAGAAUUCAAUAAAUUCGGUGACUUCUGCAAGUGUACUCAAGGGAUCUAUUGGCUACUUUGCACCAGAGUAUGGAAUGGGUGGAAAGAUUUCAACAAAAGGAGAUGUGUAUAGUUAUGGAAUUCUAAUUUUAGAAUUGUUGACAAGGAGGAGGCCAACAGAUAACAUGUUUGUAGAAGGUAUUAAUCUACCAAAAUGGGCAAGCAUGCAUUUUCCAAAUAAGAUCACAGAAGUGGUGGACAACCAACUACUCAUAGAUGUUGAGGAGUCAAAUAAAGAAAUGGUAUUGGCAUGCCUUACUGAAGUCAUACAAAUAGGGUUGAUUUGUACAAGGGAGGAUCCACACCAACGCCCAACUAUGAUGGAGAUUGUCCAGAGAUUAGAAAAAGUAACAAGUUUAUUUCUUGGCACUCCUAGAGAUUUUCAUUUGCCCAUAGAUAUCUCACCUUUUCUUGAGAGUACCCAUAAUCAAAGAAAUACUAAUGAAGAGAGCUCUGGAAAUUGGUCUACAUCUACAUAUUAGCCCUUCACCCAACUUAAUGAGAGUUGUUAAUUAUUGUUUCUUUCUAUGGGAGGAAGAAUGUUGAAGCUACUGCUAAUAGAGUACAAAUUAUGACUUCCAGUUUUAGGCAUCUCUGCACUCAUCAUGAAUCUCCAUCUUUAGGUGUAUUGCAUUUAGUUGUGUUGCAGCCUUUGGUUCUGUAUUUCAGUAUUUGGGACGGUGUGAUGAUUCUACUUGUUUUACUGUCAUCAAUUCCAGUCUUAUAUUCUGCCAAAACUCUGUGUCACUGUUCUCUUUUAAACCUUUUUGAGCUAUUGUAAGCUUGUUGUUGUGCUACUGUUAUGAACAAUGGUGUCUGUUAAUUUCUAAUAUUUGAGGCUUAAUGUUAUCUUA